Messenger RNA from Pocillopora meandrina, 3245 nucleotides. The record is from the annotation of a GenBank genome assembly. NCBI's taxonomy places the organism in Eukaryota, Metazoa, Cnidaria, Anthozoa, Scleractinia, Pocilloporidae.
GAUACUGCCAGAGAAGCCAUUUUUAAUGCUUGGAAAGCGGAUUUUGCCAAACUCAAACAGCUUGCCAAUAGAAACAGACCAUCUCCCAAGGAGGUUAAAGCUUGGCACGUGUAUGGAAAAGUGCGAUACUUUGUGAGAAGGCUAGACUUUCCACCACAGCUGGCAAACGUCCGUCCGUUCACAGACAUUCUUGGGAUCGUUAUUAGCGGCAUGGGACUCCACGAUGCAAUUAAAAACCAAAACAAAAUGGGUAUUGUCAACAAUAUACUCGGAAUUGUUGGUUGCACCGUUGCCUUGGGUUUGUUUGCUGCCCAGACUGUUGCAAAACAUGUAGCGAGUAAAGUACUGGCUAAGCUAGUGGGAUUCAUACCGGUUGUUGGUCCCAUUCUUGCAAUUGCCUUUUUCCUUGCACCAAUUAUCGUCCAGAUUCUUUGGCCGAGAAGCUUAGCUAUAGAAACGGCGAACAAGUUGACGGAAGUGGCGAGCCAUGAAUUGCAAGGCUACAGAGACCAACUCGCAAGGGCGCAAGGGUGAGUCUUUGAUGUCUUUGCAUGAUGGUGAACAUAAAUAAUAUUGUCAAAUGGUAACCAUUCAUAUGUUAAUGCAGGUUCCCAAUUAGUAGUGAUACGACUCUACUUUCUUAUUCAUGUUGUCGCUUGCAUUGUGUCAUUUGGUGUUUUCUGUUUCAGCUUUGGCUGGCUGUAUCAGAUCAACUCUGGUGUGCUGAUUGAAAGCACCAAAAUUCGGCCAAAUACUCCAAUAAAAUUCUUCCAGCCAUCUUGCAAAACAGGCACAGCUCCUUGCGAUCCUAAGACGGCUGUCUACCAAAGUAAACGCUAUUUUGUGUUGGGAGAGGAGCGACGAUCUACGUACUCUGACAGCAAAUUUCAGUUGGAUGUUCGUUAUGACUUUUUGGGAGCUCCGCUGGAACGCAAGUUCUGUGGUAAUACCAUCAAUGUUAACACUGGGAGUUUCCGCGAGUACAUCGAAUUCCUCUCAAGAAGGUACCGUAUGGCAACCGUAGGACUCGUUCAUCGUAAUGUGGAGAUCGACACCUCAGCUGUACCCCAGUACAAUGAUGUGGACCUUAGCCACUUCUCCGCUAGGGACGAAGCUUCCAAGCGUGAAAGAAAGACAAGCCAUUCGGAUGACACUAGAGCUGGUCAUUGUGAACCGGAGAGCGACCGAAUCAGCAUUGAUGAGUUGACCCGGAUAAAUCCCGUACAUGGGCAAGUGAAGAUCGACACUGGAGCAGGGAAUGAUGUGUUCGUAAUGAGUGGCAUGGUGGGUCGCAACGAGUAUACUAAAAAUGACUUCCUGGUCGUUGAUUUAGGAGCAGAUGGUAACCUGCUGUCAAUUGGAGCUACUCUCAAUAUUGGAGGAAAACGUGGAAGCCUCUCGUCCGGAAUCUUCUUCGAUAACUCUUAUGGCGACGGAGAUCUUUACUUCAUGAAGGGGGACUGGGGAUGGAGAAGAGUAGGAAAUGUGAAAGGAGUAACCAUCUUUAAAGGAUCCAGGUGUGCGACCACAUAACAGUAAUGGAAGAAAUAAUUUUUAUAUUCUCAAAAGCCAGAUGGGUCGGAUAUCCAAAACUGAUCAAUAAAUGUUUUCAUUACUGGUAAUACUAGUUUCUAUUGAUCAAACGACCAGGGGAAUCCAAGUUCUUCACUGACUCUGUUCCUGUAAACAGUUGGCUUUGAAUCGUUAAAAAAAAGAGAGAUUUCUCCUGAAGUGCAUCGCCCUUUUUUCAUUUUGAUUCUUUUAAAUUUCGCUGAAUCUAGUUUUCUCACUUACUCAACUCUAAUUCUUUCUUAACAUCACUCGUAUUUAUAAUGAUGAAUACAUAAUCAAUUGUUUAUGUUUCAUUCAGACUUCAUGAUGAGGUUACCAUGGGAACAAAAGGACCAUUCACUGUCAUACAGAACGAAGGGGCCAAUAUAUACUCUUUCAACAUGUUUGACUUGGAGCAUUUUCGGGAAAAAGGUAAUUACAAGGGCGUAGCUAAGGGUAAGGAGGGGGAGGGUCCUUUGUUUUUUUGUUUUGUUUUUGUUUUUGUGACAUUAAGUAAAACACGGCGUUGAGGUAGACAUGAUGAUCUGGUGAAUACCCUCUGUUUGACACAGUGUGACUUUCCUUUGAAAAAUCCUGGCUACGUCCCCGAAUAAACUAUGGCUUCACCCUUUAGGCUACUAGGUUAACUACCUGCUAUUACUACUACCACUAUCACUAGCAUUACUAUCUCUACUAACACUACCACUAUUAUUACUGCUACCACUAAUACCACUACUAUUACUACUACUUGUAAUAGUGUAGUUUGAUCGUCCGGGUGAGUGUAGACCUGAGAAGGACUGUUGUCGGUAGUGGUGACUGACGUUUUGACAACCUGAGCGGAAGUCAUCAUCAGAGUCAAGUGAAAGGUUGUCGUCAGUCGAAUGUACUUAGUCCGGUUUGUGUACACUGAUUGGUCAGUUUUGCCGUGAUGUUAUUGGCUAAAAGACUCAAGUGGCGUAGGUCAGUCGUGAUUGGUCGGUUUGGAUCCGUUAGUGAAGUUAGGUCGUUCUGUUCGUUUCGUUUGUAAUGUUAAUGUCGUGGAUGAGUCGUUUGUAUGGUGCCGGUAGUGGUUGAUACCUGUUGAGGGGAGUCUGUUCCAAGUUAGUCCAGUCCUUCUCAGGACUACACUCACCCGGACGAUCAAACUACACUAUUACAUGUUACCCCCGGGUUCAAACCACUUACUGUAUUACUAUUACUAUUUACUACCAUUACUGCUGUUACUACUACUACUACUACUACUACUUCUACUGCUAUUACUACUACCAUUACUACAACUACUACUACUACUACUACCACCACCACCACCACCACCACCACCACCACCACCACCACCACCACCACCACCACCACCACCACUACUCAUUCAAGUUCAUGGUGUCAAGCAUUACCUCGUCUCAAUCCUUUUGAGAGAUGCUUGCUUUCUUUUGAGAUUUCGAUUUCGAAUUCGACAUUACCGUUCGUAUAUUUACCGUAUAUCACCGUUCUCCUUCUAAGUAUAUAUUUUCGUCAUUGCAGGACAAACAUUGCACUUUCAGAUCAUGGACAUCUCCAAUAAUGUGCCCGAGAUCCGGCUCUGGCAUCAAGCUUUAGAUCUUGUUACGCACGAGAUCGAAGCCGACGGUCUUAUCAAGUUGAUAUUGAGGAGCACCAAUGAGGUUUUGGCAGAGGUUCACCUCACAGGCUAUAUGACA